GGAAAACCGGGCAGACCGGGGAAACCGGGACCGUCGGGACCGCCCAGAGAACCGGAGCUGCCAGGGCCGCCGGGGGCGCAGGGAGAAGCGGGAAGACCGGGACUCCCGAGAUUACCGGGCCCGGGGGCUACGGGAGCGGUGAGCACAACCAUCUACAGCACAGAGGCGAGGGUCACCUUCUACGCCGGGCUCAAGAACUCCCACGAGGGCUACGAGGUGCUCAAGUUCGACGAUGUGGUCACCAACCUAGGCAACAGCUAUGACGCUGCCCUGGGUAAGCUCACCUGCGCCAUCACCGGCACCUACUUCACCUACCACGUCCUCAUGCGUGGCAGCGACGGCACCAGCAUGUGGGCAGACCUCUGCAAGAACGGGCAGGUCCUGGCCAGCGCCAUCGCGCAGGACGCCGACCAGAACUACAACUACGUUACUUGUAACAGCGUCAUCCUGCACCUUGACGCGGAGGACGAGGUGUUCAUCAAGCUGGACGGGGGCAAAGCCCACAUCGGCAACAACAACAAGUACAGCAACUUCUCUGGCUUCGUCAUCUACUCGGACUGAGCCUGGACCCACAGCAUCGCCCCGGGCACCCCUCUGACCCCCCAGCCCCACGGCAUCACCCCCAGCAGCCCCCAAUGCCCCAGCCCCACAGCAUCCCUCUGCCGCAGUUCAGCCCCACGGCACCCUCUGAAUCCCCAU
Molecule: messenger RNA, 699 nt
Organism: Chiroxiphia lanceolata (lance-tailed manakin)
Lineage: Eukaryota; Metazoa; Chordata; Aves; Passeriformes; Pipridae
Product: C1q-related factor-like
Molecular function (GO): protein binding
Source: RefSeq, a predicted model, not a curated record